CUGAUGGAUAGCUAAUGAGCAGCUACAUAUAUACAAAUCUAUAGCUCAGUAAUUCUUUCCACUGUUACCUUCUUGGCAAACACGAACUUUUUCUGUUAAUAUACCUAGCUCAUCAGAUAUCAUGGACAUACCUAGCAAGCAGUGGGCACAAGUCAUUGAGAAACCCGCCACGGACGUUAUCUACAAGCAGAUACCCGUGCAGCAUCCCGGUCCAGAUGAAGUUUUAGUCAAUAUCAAAUACUCUGGUGUCUGUCAUACAGAUUUGCAUGCUAUGAAGGGUGACUGGCCGCUGAAGUCCAAAUCGCCUCUUGUAGGCGGCCACGAAGGGGCCGGCGUAGUGGUCUCCAAGGGUAACCUGGUCACUGAAAUUGACAUUGGCGACCUCGCCGGUGUAAAAUGGCUUAACGGAUCAUGCCUUACAUGCGAGUUCUGCCGUCAGUCAGAUGAGCCACUUUGUCCCACAGCCUUGCUAUCUGGAUAUACAGUCGAUGGGACCUUCCAGCAGUAUUGUGUUGCGAAGGCUAAGCAUGUGUCUAAGCUUCCUAAGGAGACACCUUUGGAUACCGUUGCCCCCAUCUUAUGCGCUGGUAUCACCGUCUAUAAAGGUUUGAAGGAAUCGGGUGCACGGGCCGGACAAACAGUUGCGAUUGUUGGUGCUGGGGGUGGGCUGGGAUCCCUUGCACAGCAGUAUGCAAAGGCUAUGGGACUCAGAGUGAUUGCUAUUGAUAGUGGUGAAGAUAAAAGGAAAGAGUGCCAGGAGAUGGGCGCUGAAGUGUUUAUUGAUUUUCGCAAAAGUAGAGAUCUUGAUCUUGUUAAUGCCGUUAAAGCUGCUACAUCUGACAGGCUUGGGCCACAUGCUGUGCUUUUACUUGCUGCCUCAGAGUUGCCAUUCCAGCAGGCAACGAGCUAUGUGAGACCUCAUGGAACUAUUGUCGCCAUAGGCAUGCCAGCUCACGCUUACCUGAAAGCCCCCGUCUUCAAUACAGUUGUCCGGAUGAUCAACAUCAAGGGAAGCUAUGUCGGCAACAGGCAGGAUGGCUAUGAAGCAAUUGAUUUUUUUACACGGGGUCUCAUUCAUGCCCCAGUCAAGGUCGUGCCACUUUCUGACUUGGGCGAGGUGUACAAGCUGAUGGAGCAAGAGGAAAUUGUCGGCCGCUACGUCUUGAAAAUGCCACAGGGAUGAGCUCAAGUGGUUCCACUACAGCACCCUAAGUGCAAGUUCUUAUCAAUAGUACUUUUAUUGUAGUUUCCUC
Messenger RNA from Aspergillus wentii DTO 134E9, 1253 nucleotides. RefSeq names its product zinc-dependent alcohol dehydrogenase. The transcript has 3 exons. Gene Ontology annotation, molecular function: zinc ion binding; oxidoreductase activity. The coding region runs from base 122 to 1183 and encodes 353 amino acids. NCBI's taxonomy places the organism in Eukaryota, Fungi, Ascomycota, Eurotiomycetes, Eurotiales, Aspergillaceae. The record is from RefSeq and is a predicted model, not a curated record.